Dujonia railenensis is the source of this 1221-nucleotide messenger RNA. NCBI's taxonomy places the organism in Eukaryota, Fungi, Ascomycota, Pichiomycetes, Serinales, Debaryomycetaceae. The record is from the annotation of a GenBank genome assembly.
AUGACUCGUAAUAGGAAUAUCACUGUUCAGAUACUAAAGGAGCUUUCAUGGACGGACAGGUUAUUACCUUUGCUCAUCAUCCUUGCGAUGAUGGUGGGUAUCCUAUUAUCUGUAUAUGCUCCAUCAUCAAGAGAUGCCUUUAAUUCCUCUGCAGAAUUGGAAGGUGUGUCGGCACCUUUAGCUGUAGGUUUAAUUGUAAUGAUGGUACCUCCCUUAUGUAAAGUUGAGUGGGAGAACUUACAUGUUUACGCAAGAAGACGUGAGUUCGUGAAUCAGAUUGCCAUCUCAUUAUUCAUAAACUGGAUUGUGGGGCCCUUUGUAAUGUUUGGAUUAGCCUGGUUAACAUUAUUCGAUGAAGAAGAAUACCGUACUGGGAUAAUUAUGAUCGGCUUGGCCAGAUGUAUUGCAAUGGUGCUAGUAUGGAAUGAAAUAGCCCAAGGUGACAACACCUUAUGCGCUAUUACUGUCUUGAUUAACAGUUUGUUGCAAAUAGUUUUGUAUGCACCUUAUCAAAUAUUUUUCUGUUAUGUGAUAACUGGAUCUCUGCUGUCUGCUGGUUCUAGUAUUGGUGUGACAUACCCAUUAGUUGCUAAAAGUGUAGCGGUUUUCUUGGGCGUACCACUAGGUUUUGGAGUCUUAAUUAGACUUCUUGGUAUACAAUUACUUGGCAUGAAAAGAUAUCAGGAACGUCUAAUUCCUUACAUUGGCCCAUGGGCUUUAAUUGGUCUCUUAUAUACAAUCAUCGUUAUAUUUAUUGCUAAAGGUGAUGACUUCAUUAAAAACAUUGGUUCUGCAUUCAGAUGUUUUGUGCCGUUGAUUGUUUACUUCCUUAUUAUGUGGUUUGGAACAUUCUUCUUCAUGAGAUUUAUGUCGAAUUAUUUAUACACUCGUCAAGCAAAAACUCUCUCCAAAGAAAAAGAAGAAAAGGAACCUUUGGUAUGUGGCUGUGAGAAGGAAGAAGGAAAGUGGAAUGCAAAGCAAUGUAGUGCAAACUAUGCAGAAACAAUUACUCAAACGUUCACUGCUGCAUCGAAUAACUUCGAGUUGAGUCUUGCUAUAGCAAUUUCAAUCUAUGGAUCUGGUAGCAAACAAGCCAUUGCUGCAACUUUUGGGCCUUUAUUGGAAGUUCCAAUACUACUUAUUUUGACAUAUGUCGCUAGAAUUUUCCAAGAAAAAUUUCUUUGGGUCGACAAGGAAAGAGAGAGUGAUGAGAUUGAGUAG